This is a messenger RNA of Papaver somniferum (opium poppy), 1395 nucleotides long. RefSeq lists its product as uncharacterized. The record is from RefSeq and is a predicted model, not a curated record. Bases 1 to 1395 code for a protein of 464 amino acids. The transcript is spliced from 3 exons. Lineage: Eukaryota; Viridiplantae; Streptophyta; Magnoliopsida; Ranunculales; Papaveraceae.
AUGUCGGAGCAUUCUUGUGGGUUGGCGUGCUCUGAUCUUUUAAAGCUUCGAAUGACGAAGAAUUUUAUCAAGAACAUCGUAAUAGAUGAUCUUAGAGUUUCGAGUAAGCAGAAAUCAGCUGCUGACAUUCAAGAUUUGUUUUUCAUAGAGUAUCAAGUUGACCUCACGUACCAUCAAGCAUAUCGUGGACUGAAAUUUUGCAAAGAAUGGUUCAACAAGUAUUGCCGUCCUAUGAUGAAAAUAGAUGUUACAUUUCUUACUGGAAAGUUCAGGGGUGGUCUUAUGGUAGCUUGUGGGAGAACUGCCAACAAAGAGAUAUUUCCACUUGCGUUUGGGCUUGUUUCUGGCAAAAAUGGUGAUAAUUGGUGCCGUUUUCUGGAAAAUUGGAAGGGAAUUGUCGAUGAUGAUCGCCGGUUGACCAUCAUAUCUGAUCGUGGAGCUGGACUUUUGAACACUGUUUCUGAAAUCUUUCUGAAUGUUUUUCACUCAUAUUGCUCGUACCAUAUGAAAGGCAAUAUUCCAAUUAGCAAGGGCAAGAGUAGACAAACUGCAGUGAAGUUGUUUAAGCAAUGCUACAGUGCUAUCACCAAGGAGCAAUUUUUGAAGGCAGUAUCAAGCAUGCACAAUCUGAAGUUGUUCUCUGUUAUUGAAUGGAUGAAGAAGAUUCCACUGAAGAACUGGGCUGCUCAUGAGUUUCUUGGGGAAAGGUAUAGAGAGCUUACAUCCAAUAUAGUUCAAAGCUUUAACAACUUGAUUAGGCACGAAAAGCGACUGAAAGCCAUCGAGUUGAUUGAAUGUAUCCAUGCUAUGACAAUGGAGACAAUGUGGAAAAAGAAGCUCGCAACUAGCAAGUGGACUACAAGACUUACCCCCAAGAUGCAAGCAAGAUUAGACAAAAUGAUAACUGACUGUCGUAGAUACAAGGUGCGUCGAUCCAGUGAAAAAGUAUUUGAGAUCAUAACUAAUACCGAGAAGCAUACUGUUGACUUGGACUCCCAGACCUUCAUUUGUCAGUGGUGGCAAAAACACAGCUUCCGCUGCAGUCAUUUUGUGAAAGCUAUGGUUCGGAUUGGCGAGGACGGGGUAUACAAGCACAUCACACCUUACUACACAGUCGAAUACUACAGAGGUCUGUAUUCAAAACCUAUCUAUCCUAUUCCUGCUAUAGACAAGCCAAAUGAGAUUUCUCGCACCAAAUAUGUCAUGCCUCCCCCUGUUGGACCACAAGUUGGAAGACCAAACUCGGUUCGCAAACGUAGUUAUCGUGAGAAAUUUCGCAAGAAGAGAAAGUGUGGCCAUUGUGGAAUGCUUGUAUACCAUAAUCGUAGAACAUGCCAGAGUGCUCCAUUGGCCCCUCACCCACUGUUAGGAUUUGGGAAAACCCUAUUUGGAUAA